Messenger RNA from Gadus chalcogrammus (walleye pollock), 1533 nucleotides. Its product is annotated as interleukin-1 receptor type 1-like. The transcript has 11 exons. Gene Ontology annotation, biological process: signal transduction. The record is from RefSeq and is a predicted model, not a curated record. The coding region runs from base 61 to 1533 and encodes 490 amino acids. NCBI's taxonomy places the organism in Eukaryota, Metazoa, Chordata, Actinopteri, Gadiformes, Gadidae.
UGAAAGCAAGGCUAACUAGGUGUUUGGGGUGGUGGUUCUAGGUCAGAUCAGGGGGGGGAGAUGGUUAUAAACCUGGCUGGUGGUGUAGAAACGAGGAGGAAACCAGAAGAGUUUCCAAUUGCCAGCUCUGCGUCACCUCAAACGGAGGACAACAUGACCUGCGGGCGGCUUCUUGUUCUCUACCUGGCCGCGGUGCUGGGGCCGCAGCCGCCUCUCGUAGACGGCCACCAGAAGGCACUAGAGACGCACAAGGUGAGCGUCGGGCGCUUCUUUAUCCUGAAGUGUAGCCCGGGUCAUACCAAUGUGACAUGGAAAAGAGGGGGGAGCAACUCGAGCCUGCCUGCCGGGGUGGAGGUUAAAGAUGCGGAGCUGUGGUUUCUCCCUGUGGUCCAGGCCCAUGAUGGAAAAUACAUCUGUCACAACAGAAAGGAGAGGGUGUAUGAGGUGCGGGUGUCUAACGAGCUGUGUCCUGCUGCGGUCGAGUCCAAACGAAUGAAACAAGGGCCUCUUCACUGUAAACUGGAUCUCCCCCGAGGAACGACUCGUACUGCCCCUGUGGAGUGGCUUAAGGAGUGUGUGCCUGUCAAUCUGGCUGGUGGAAACCUGGAGGUGACACAGAAGGGGGACCUUAGGUUCCUGAGGGACUCAGAAACAAACGCUGGCCUCUACACCUGCCUGCUGCACAUGUCUCUGGGAGAUAACAACUACACCGCUGCCCGCUCCCUCAACCUCACCCUCGGCAACACAACUUUCCUGUAUAAACCCAUGUUGGUGUAUCCGAAGGUGGAGACAAAGGAGAUAGUGGAAAUAGGUUCCAGAAAGGAGCUGCGCUGUAAGGCCUACCUGGGCAACAGAGACGAUGGUACUAACAUGUACUGGACCAUCAACGGACACCAUUUCAACACAUCUCCACAUCUCCACUAUUCCCAGAAAUAUGCAGAGGAGGAUGGUGCUGUCUAUGGCAUGUCAUCCUUGGUCAUCUCUUCGGUGGUCCCUGAGCUGCUCGACAUCCCAAUCAGCUGUCAUCUCCUCAACCCUGCAGGACAGGGGCAGGGAACCUUUCGGCUUCACAAAGCGGACCACCGCGGUCUCUAUGUGUGUGUGCUGGCCCCCCUGACCGUGUGUCUGCUGGGGCUAGCCCUGGCUCUGGGGAUGCUCUUCAGGAUGGAGCUGGUGUUGGCCUACAGGAGGUUGAAACGGCUUUUCAUAUCCCUGGAGGUCUCAGAUGGUAUGCUGUACGACGCCUACGUGAGCUAUCAGUACAGCGGUGAGGGUCAUUCGUCCGAGGUCGUGACCUUUGCCCUCAAGGUCCUGCCCGAGGUUCUGGAGAAGCGGCACGGCUUCAGCCUCUUCAUCCGAGGACGGGACGACUCUCCCGGAGAAGCGCUGCAUGAUGUCAUCGCCGAGGCAGUGAGCAAGAGCCGGCGACUGGUACUCAUUUUGUCCGGGCAGGAGACUCUGAAACAUCACCCCCCCACCCCAGCCCAUCACAACUGGCCUACGAGCACAGCGUGGGCCUGUACGAUGCCUUGA